Molecule: messenger RNA, 3147 nt
Organism: Cyclopterus lumpus (lumpfish)
Lineage: Eukaryota; Metazoa; Chordata; Actinopteri; Perciformes; Cyclopteridae
Gene: dgki
Product: diacylglycerol kinase, iota
Exons: 33
Coding region: 562-3063 (833 amino acids)
Biological process (GO): regulation of synaptic transmission, glutamatergic; diacylglycerol metabolic process; lipid phosphorylation
Cellular component (GO): nucleus
Molecular function (GO): protein binding; ATP-dependent diacylglycerol kinase activity
Source: RefSeq, a predicted model, not a curated record
GCUCUCAACAGGAAGUACAGAAGGUCAACGCUGGAAAAGUAACAACAUUUUCACUUCCUGUUUGAGCGUAGAUUUUCAAGAUGUAUGACAACAAACAUCGAAAGUACCCGAGUACGUGUGUGUGUGUGUGUGCGUGUGUGUGUGUGUGUGUGUGUGCGUGUGUGUGUGCGCGUGUGUGUGUGUGUGUGUACGAGGCAUAUGUCCAGUCACCAUACGCCCUUGCAUUUGUGUGGCGUGUCACCCACGCAAUACUAUUUUUAUCCCAAGAGUCGUGAGGGCGAGUACAUGCAUAUAUGUGUGUGUGUGUGUGCGUGUGUGUGCGUGUGUGUGUGUGUGUGCGUGUGUGUGUGUGUGUGCGUGUGUGUGUGUGUGUGUGUCAUCAGGUUACAUUGUGUGUAAGUGGACUCCUCUUUGUCCUGGAGGAUAAUUUUAGACAGACGGCCACUGGAACUUUCAACAGGGAGGAAGGCCAUCUCCCGCUCAGGCCUCCAGCACCUCGGUCCUCCUCCUCUGGCUCCGCCUCCGGCCUCCAACGGGCCCAACAAGGAGCUGCGCACCUGCAUGGACUGGACGGAGAACGCCCUGAACGGGGAUCACCUGUGGAUGGAGACGAGUUGUUCAGGAGACCUCUGUUACCUCGGAGAGGACACCUGCCUACUGAAGGCCGCAAAGUCGGCGCCCAGAAGGAAAUGUGCCGCCUGUAAGAUCGUUGUUCACUCCGGCUGCAUCGAGCAACUGGAAAAGAUUAACUUCCGAUGCAAGCCGACCUACAGAGAGGGAGGAUCCCGCUGCAUGCGAGAUCAGAACAUACUGAGACAUCACUGGGUUCACAGAAGGAGACAGGAGGGCAAAUGUAGACAGUGUGGAAAGAGCUUUCAACAGAAGUUCUUUCACAGUAAAGAAAUAAUCGCCAUCAGCUGUUCUUGGUGUAAACAGGCAUUCCACAACAAGGUGACGUGCUUCAUGCUGCACCAGAUCGAGGAGCCGUGUUCCCUGGGGGCGCACGCCGGGGUCAUCGUGCCCCCCUCCUGGAUCAUCAAAGUCAGGAGGCCACAGAGCUCACUCAAGAACUCUGCCAGGAGAAAAAAGCGGACGUCAUUUAAACGAAGGACGAGCAAGAAGGGGCUGGAUGAGUCUAAAUGGCGUCCGUUCAUGCUGAAGCCGCUUCCUUCUCCUCUCAUGAAGCCCAUCUUGGUCUUCGUCAAUCCGAAGAGCGGCGGAAACCAGGGCGCCAAGGUGCUCCAGAUGUUCAUGUGGAUCCUGAACCCUCGGCAGGUCUUCGACCUGUCCCAGGGGGGGCUGCGAGAGGCGUUGGAGUUGUACCGUAAAGUGCCAAAUCUGAGGAUCCUCGCCUGCGGAGGGGACGGCACGGUGGGCUGGAUCCUGUCCACUCUGGACGAGCUGCAGAUGAACCCUCAGCCUCCGGUGGCGGUUCUUCCUCUGGGAACAGGAAACGACCUCGCCAGGACGCUCAACUGGGGCGGGGGCUACACGGACGAGCCGGUGUCCAAGGUUCUGUGUCACGUGGAGGACGGUUCUGUGGUGCAGCUGGACAGGUGGAACCUCCUGGUGGAGAAAGGCGCCGCGGAGCCAGAGGAAGGAACACAGAAGCUGCCUCUCAACGUGUUCAACAACUACUUCAGCCUCGGCUUCGACGCUCACGUCACGCUGGAGUUCCACGAAUCCAGAGAGGCCAACCCCGAGAAGUUCAACAGUCGCUUCCGCAACAAGAUGUUCUACGCAGGAGCUGCGUUCUCAGAUUUCCUCCAGAGAAGCUCGAGGGAUUUGUCCAAACACGUCAGAGUGGUGUGCGACGGCACCGAUCUGACUCCUAAGAUCCAGGAGCUGAAGUUCCAGUGCAUUGUGUUUCUAAACAUUCCCAGGUACUGUGCGGGCACCAUGCCGUGGGGAAACACCGGCGACCACCGGGACUUUGAACCGCAGCGCCACGACGACGGCUGCAUCGAGGUCAUCGGCUUCACCGUGGCCUCGCUGGCGGCGCUGCAGGUCGGCGGUCACGGAGAGAGGUUGCACCAGUGCAGAGAAGUCGUCCUCACGACCUUCAAGACCGUACCUGUUCAGGUGGACGGUGAGCCGUGUCGACUGGCUCCCUCCACCCUCCGCAUCUCCCUCCGAAAUCAGGCCAACAUGGUCCAGAAGAGCAAGAGACGCACCUCUGUGCCCCUGCUCAACGAUCCUCACGCGGUUCCAGACCGACUGCGUCUGCGAGUGAAUCGGAUCAGCCUCCACGAGUACGACCGGCUGCAGUACGACAAGGAGCGGCUCCGGGACAUCUCCAUCCCAGUAGGCAUCGUGGUGGUGAGGGGGGACUGUGACCUGGAGACAUGCAGACUCUACAUUGACCGACUCCAGGAGGACUUACACCAGGCGCCAUCUGCUGGCCACAGGGUGCACUACCAGGACGAGAGCCGAGGCGUCCCCAGGACCAGUUCCACCAGUAGACUCUCUCCCAGCUGGAGCUUCUUGGAUUCCACGUCAGCUGACCGCUUCUACCGCAUUGACAAAGCUCAGGAGCACCUCCACUUUGUGACAGAGAUCUGUCAGGACGAGGUGUUCAUCCUGGACCACGAGGGGCCGACGGUGAACCAGGGGUCGAUGCCCGAUCUGGUGGUGGAGCCGACUACCGGUGUUUCCUUGACCCCCGACGAACAAGCUCUGCUGACGGCGGCCGGAACAGGAGACCUGUCGAUGCUGUCGGAGUGUGUCCACCGAGGCGUCAGCCUGCUGGUCAGAGACUCCAGAGGCUGCUCGGCGCUGCACAUCGCCGCCCAGAACGGACACGAGGACCUGGUCGGCUUCAUCCUGCAGCAGGGUUCGAAGGUGCUUCUGGAUCUGACCGACAGAGAGAAAGGGGACACUGCCUUGCACAAAGCAGCCUCACAGAAGCAGCAUGCCGUGUGUCGGUUGCUGGUGAAGGCCGGAGCGUCACUCGAAAAGACCAACUUUCAGGGGGAGACGCCGGCCGACCAGGCGAAGGGCGACUCGGAGCUCGCCACCUCCCUCAACGCCCGGCAGCACGAGGACCUGGAGACGGCUGUCUGAGGCGCACACACACACACACACACACACACACAUGCACACACACACACACACAUGCACACACACACGCACACACACACACACACA